CUGUUAACAAAGGUCGUGAUCGCUCACUCUCACCAUGACGAAAUAUCGGAAGAACAAGCUCAAGCACCCAUAGAUGCUAUACUAUGGAUACACAUCGCUCUGCAGGCCAUAGUCUGGGGCGUUUUGUUCCCGAUUGGAAUGGUGCUGGGAAUUACUCGAAGUCGAUGGCAUGUCCCACUUCAGGCCACAGGCUUCGCGCUGACUUUUGGCGGUUACAUCCUAGGUCACUCUCAUAAGGGCCGCAUGUUCCCGAGGUCGGCGCAUGGAACGUUCGCGUCGAUACUUUUGGUUCCAAUUAUUGGCCAACUCAUCCUUGGAAUCUACCUAAAGCUUCACAUCCAUGAAAAGUCGAUCAGGCCAUAUGCGGUUGUUGCUCAUGGUAUCAUUGGAAAACUAUACCCAAUACUUGGCUGGACGCAAAUGUUGUUCGGCAUUAUUACAUUUCGAGGUUAUUGUUCGAGUGAUUAUUUGGAGCAAUGUAUAGCCCAUUAUACGAUGGGCAGCAGUUUUAUUGCUCACGCUAUAAUUAUGGUAAUUAUCUUGCUUGUUGGAGAGUCUUGGGUACGACGAAGCGGUCGGAGCCCGGAGUGGUGGGAUUCGUGGGUUAUUAUGAUAUGGGUACUACGUGCAGUCAACACCUUUACCGAGCAUGACGGUGGAGUCUGGACUGUUGAAGACAUGCAGCACACGAUACUUGGGGUCCUUUGGUGGACAGGUGGAAUUCUCGGCAUUUUUUUGUCAAGAAAUAAUCAGCGCAAUGUUGUCCCUGCGGUAAUAAUCAUUCUGACAGGCUGGGCCAUGUCAGACCACGUUCAAGCCCUCAUGAUCUCGACCAAGGUUCACGCAAUGUGUGGAUACACCCUCAUGGUGGCUGGUUUGGCUCGUAUCGUCGAAGUCUGCUUCUUCAUACCGAACGAUAGAAAGGCAGCGGCAGCACAAGCAUUCCGUCAUCUCCCUCCUUUCUACAUCCACACCUCGAUUAUCCUGUUUAUUUCCGCCACAGAUGAAGCAUUAGAGUAUGUGCAUGAAAACGGGAUGGACCAUGUCACAUAUGUCCUCAUUAUGUUCAGCUCCGCUUUUGCAUUGUACACGUUUAUCCUUUUCCUCAUCCAUCUCUAUUCC
Messenger RNA from Laccaria bicolor S238N-H82, 1122 nucleotides. RefSeq lists its product as uncharacterized. The record is from RefSeq and is a predicted model, not a curated record. The transcript is spliced from 14 exons. Lineage: Eukaryota; Fungi; Basidiomycota; Agaricomycetes; Agaricales; Hydnangiaceae. The annotation marks the transcript as partial.